Messenger RNA from Durusdinium trenchii, 377 nucleotides. The record is from the annotation of a GenBank genome assembly. NCBI's taxonomy places the organism in Eukaryota, Dinophyceae, Suessiales, Symbiodiniaceae.
UUUGGCCCCAGCAAAAGACAGACUUGUAGAAGGACGGGCCGGCGGCAGAAGCGCGAUGGCUGCGAAGCCAAAAGUCAGCUUCAAGAUUACCUUGGCGUCUGAGAAAACCCAGCCAUUCAAGGUCAUCACUGUCCCAGAAGAAGCUCCCUUCCUUGCAGUCGUCAAGUUCGCAGCGGAGGAGUUCAAGGUCAACCCUUCCACAAGCGCUGUGAUCACGAAUGACGGAGUCGGUUUGAAUCCGAACCAGACAGCAGGGUCAGUCUUCCUCAAACACGGUGCAGAUCUGAAGCUGAUCCCCCGAGACCGCGUCGGAGCUGCGGUGAACACACCGAGGCAGCGAUAGACCACGAAAAAGCCGCAAAAAAAAAGGUAGUAAC